This is a messenger RNA of Centrocercus urophasianus (Greater sage-grouse), 11220 nucleotides long. It is a transcript of the gene PGM1, whose product is annotated as phosphoglucomutase 1. Gene Ontology annotation, molecular function: magnesium ion binding; phosphoglucomutase activity. Gene Ontology annotation, cellular component: cytosol. The transcript is spliced from 11 exons. Bases 39 to 1694 code for a protein of 551 amino acids. Gene Ontology annotation, biological process: carbohydrate metabolic process. The record is from RefSeq and is a predicted model, not a curated record. Lineage: Eukaryota; Metazoa; Chordata; Aves; Galliformes; Phasianidae.
GCCGCCGCCGCGCCCGGAACUCGCAUCCCGGGCCGGCCAUGGUGCACAUCGAGACGGUGAAAACCAAGGCGUACGCCGACCAGAAACCCGGCACCAGCGGGCUGCGCAAACGCGUCACCGUUUUUCAAAACAAUGCCCACUACGCCGAGAACUUCAUCCAGAGCAUCCUGGCCACCGUGCCGCCGGGAGAACGGCAAGAGGCCACGCUGGUGGUGGGGGGCGACGGCCGCUUCUACAUGAAGGACGCCAUUCAGAUCAUCGUCCGCAUCGCCGCCGCCAACGGGAUUGGCCGUUUGGUCAUCGGGCAGCACGGCAUUCUCUCCACCCCAGCAGUGUCCUGCAUCAUCAGGAAAAUCAAAGCCAUCGGUGGCAUCAUUCUGACAGCAAGCCACAAUCCUGGUGGGCCCCAUGGAGAUUUUGGGAUUAAAUUCAAUACGGCCAAUGGAGGUCCUGCUCCAGAAGGAAUCACAGACAAAAUUUUCCAAAUUAGCAAAAAAAUUGAAGAGUAUGCAAUCUGCCCGGAUCUCAAGGUGGACCUGGGUACCAUUGGAAAACAGCAGUUUGAUUUGGAGAACAAAUUUAAACCCUUUACAGUGGAAAUUGUGGAUUCUGUAGAAGCUUAUGCAAGUAUGCUGAGGAACAUCUUUGACUUCAAUGCAUUAAAGGAACUGCUUUCGGGGAAAAACCACCUCAAGAUUCGCAUUGAUGCAAUGCAUGGAGUUGUGGGCCCUUAUGUGAAGAAGAUCCUGUGUGAGGAGCUGGGAGCACCAGCAAACUCUGCUGUGAACUGCACCCCACUGGAGGACUUUGGUGGCCACCAUCCCGACCCCAACCUGACCUAUGCUGCUGAUCUGGUCCAGACCAUGAAGACAGGAGAGUACGACUUUGGAGCUGCCUUUGAUGGAGAUGGGGACCGCAACAUGAUUCUUGGCAAGCACGGCUUCUUUGUGAACCCCUCUGACUCCGUUGCUGUCAUCGCUGCCAACAUUCUCAGUAUCCCUUACUUCCAGCAGACCGGGGUCCGUGGCUUUGCCCGCAGCAUGCCCACCAGCGGGGCUCUCGACAGGGUGGCCCACGCGACAAAGAUUGCUUUGUAUGAGACUCCUACUGGCUGGAAGUUCUUUGGAAACUUGAUGGAUGCAAACAAACUGUCUCUGUGUGGAGAGGAAAGUUUUGGUACUGGCUCCGACCACAUCCGUGAGAAGGAUGGGCUCUGGGCAGUCCUGGCCUGGCUGUCCAUCCUGGCUGCCCGCAAGCAGAGCGUGGAGGACAUCAUGAAGGAUCACUGGCAUAAGUAUGGCAGGAACUUCUUCACCAGAUACGACUAUGAGGAGGUGGAUGCAGACGCAGCUGGUAAAAUGAUGAAGGAUUUGGAGGCUGUGAUGUUUGACCGCUCCUUUGUGGGGAAGCAGUUAUCAGCUGGUGACAAAGUCUACACGGUUGAGAAAGCUGAUAACUUUGAGUACCACGAUCCCGUGGAUGGAAGCGUCUCCAGAAACCAGGGCUUGCGGCUCAUCUUCUCCGAUGGCUCUCGCAUCAUCUUCCGGCUGAGCGGCACCGGCAGCGCUGGAGCGACCGUGCGGCUCUACAUCGACAGCUAUGAGAAGGAUGCUAAGAAGAUCCACCAAGACCCACAGGAAUGUGAAGCAUCCCACCUUUGCCCUCUGCACAAACGCUGCCAGCAAAACUUCUGAAGUUGAUGCAGAUGUGCUGACAAAAAGCUCUUUAUCUCGUCUUCUGUACAGAGGUGAGGUGUCUCUUCUGACAAACAGACCUUCUGCUAAAUCCAUGCUGGCAGCUUUUCUGGCAGAGCUGUUUUCAUGGAAUCACAGACUGGUUUGGGUUGGAAGGGACCUUAAAGCCCACCCAGUUCCAACCUCUGCCAUGGGGCCAAGAGGCUUGCCCAGGGCCCCAUCCAGCCUGGCCUCCGCGGAUGGGGGAGCCAUCUGUUUUGAGUCAGGACAAGUUAAAACCUAAGCCUCCCCAGCCUUGCUGCUGCUCAUGGUGUGCCUGAGCCCUGCUGCUGGAGCUCUGGUCCUCAGCAGCUGUGUGCUGGUGGGAAUGCCUGUCACUUAAUGAAGCACAAGGAAAGAAAUGCUGUGGCUUUUGCAUUCAGAGAAGAAAAGGAAAAAACACUGGAUCUGACCCAAUUUGUGUGUGAAAGUGAAGUUCAGUGUGGUCCAGCCCAUGCUCAUUGCUUAAACCCUCAUGCACAGAAAGGUAUCAGAGGGGGGCCUGUGCAAUCCAGGCUGAGUCCAAGGUGUGAGCAUGGUGCUUUUGGGGACUUUGAUCCCCUCAGUCAGAAAGGAUGCCUGGCUGGGUCUGGAGAGGAAAUGCCUUUCGUUUGGCAGUCACUGCCUUGAGCCUUCUCUGGGUGGCACUGGCCACAUGUAACCCCCUGGAGUGCCUCCUGGGUCACUUCAGGCCAGGCCCCGCCAGGAUGGCAGAGGAGCACAGGUGACACAGAACUAAAACCUGCUGUGUUUUACUCUGCUGUCACAUCUCUGCUCCUUUGCCUUCCCCUGGUGCAGCGCACAUGGGGCUUGUCUGCCCCUUUUUCUGUUCAAGCAAAUCGCUGCUGGGAAACCUCCUUUUGAGCUAUUUUCUAACGUGUACUGGCAAAUACUGAUUUCACUCUUGUGAUAGAUGUCCUCCUUCCCUGAGAGCUGGGCUGUGUAAAAAUGUCCCAUGUCUGCAGCUGUCCUGUACUCUUCCCUUUUAAUCUGCAGUGGAGGUUUGUUAUUGUGUGAAUGAAGCACUGGGUCUUUAAUGAAGGAUGCUGCUUCCACUCCACGUCAGGAAUCAUUAGUGCAGACACUGCUGGGACUUGUUGCUAAAGGAAUGGGUUUGCCAGUGCCCAAAUUAAUCCAGGAACUGCCUGGCUUCUGAGCACUCAAAGCCUAAAUCUACUUGACAGCUUCUGGAGGGACAAAUAUGGUGUGGAAAUAUUUGAUCUCUCAGCCAGCUAAUAACUUGAAAACAAUGUAAGUCAGUGAUUAUAAAAUGCUCUGAGAGACAAAAGGAGAAUUUACAUUUGCAUCGUAGAGCUUCAGUCCAGCGUGACUCUCAAAACAAGCUGCAGUUGCAGAUAAUGCAUUUGUACUUUGUGUGGACAUCUUCACCUCUCAGAGCCCCUUGGAAGCCGGGUCACGUCCUCCUGGUGGCACAGACUGGGGUGACCCGGUGCUGUGUGCACUGCUGACACAGAGAGGCUGGUGUGCCAUUUGGGGGGAGCAGUGGAGCGGUAUUAUCUGUGCCACGUGUGCUCCUCCCGACACAGCCACGUUCUGGGCAAGUGAAUGAAAGCCCAUUCCUUGGGGCUUCGGCAGUGUGUAACAUCUCCAGGGCCAGGCACAAAGCUUCCUGUGCUCUCACAGCUUUGCCGUGGGUACGGUUGCUCCUUCCCCUAAAGCACAGCACGUUGCCCCACCAGCUCGCUGAGCAGCACGCAGCUCUCGGCCCAAGUGCCAGCAAGCUCACUGUGAGCACACAGCAAACGAAGGCCAGUUGCUAGGAUAAAUCACUUAGCUCCAAGGGAGACCCUCACCUGAAGCUACCAGGUUUCGUUAUUCAUCAUUUUCUCUGGAAGUUCACUUUUGCCCUGGGGCUGCAUUACUGUGCGUUGCUUCCAAGGCUGCGGCUGCCUGCAGCAGCAGAGCAGUGUGCUCAGCCCAUGCUGCUCUCACUGGGCAAUGGAGGUGUUUGCAGAGCCUCAGCCCCUCCGAGCUUCUGAGUAUUUGCAUGAAAAAUUACCACUGCUCUCUUUGCUUCUCUUCAGGCUCAAGCUGUAGGCUGCUGUCCCAAAGGAGCCUAAUCAGAUCCAGAUGUCUCACCAGUUGUAUGUGUUUUUUAAUCUUUAUCCCAACUUCACAUAAGGCAGUAUCUGAUUUCUACAUGCAGUCUCCACCGCCCAGAAACGAAAAUACAUCUCAAGCAAAAAGCAAGACAUUCAAGGAGUGGAAGUCCUCCCAGGAGUGGAAAGAAGCACCAGAUCUCAGGUUUCUUGUCUCAGCCUCGGAGCCAGAAGCCGGGUGCAGCGGUGGCAGGGUCACUCUGGCACUUGGGAUGAUGGUUUGUUCUGCUGGGAUUGGUGAACGGCGAACCCACCACCUCUCUGGGCACCUUGUGCCAGUGCCUCGCUGCCCCUGUAACAAAAAAAAUUGGAUCUGGGAGGAUUGGGGCCAGCAAACCUGAGCUGGGGCUGGGGAGGAGCAGGGCCGUGUGGGUGAGGAGGAGGAAGGUGAGUUAACAGCAAGGCUCAGGAGCUGGUGCUGCAUGGAGGUGAGGGGCACAGGAUGAUGUAUGGACACCAGAAGGAGUUCAAGUUUCAGAGCAAUGAUUGGUGGCGCAGGGUGACAGCCAGACGUGCUGUGUGUUGGUGUGCAGCUCCCUGCAAAGGGCUCCUUGAGUCACUCCUGUGAACCUCCUGCGCCUACAGCGGAAAGAAAAGUCAGAAACGAUGCUUUUUGGAAAGAAUGAAUGGGCGAAGAGAGGCAGUGCUGUGUCCCAGUGAAGCUGCAGAGCUCUGUACCAUUCCACUCUGUGUUGUGCACUGCUCCUUGGAGAAUGGGGAAGCUGGAGGGGAGCGGAGGAGUUUAGGAAGUUCACAAGCAGAGCGUUUGUGUUGUUUCUGGCAUGGAAUUACUGGCUGUGGGCGUCCCUUCGUGGUGCCAUCCACCUCCCACAGCCACAACCGACCCCACUGCUCCCAUUAAGGGAGGCUCAGUCGGUUCCCAGCACAGCAAGGCUUGGGCUGUGGGUUGGGCCACAAGCAAGGUGCAGCCGGAGCCAGAACGAAGCUGAUCAGUGUGGGAUGGAGUGCUGGAGGCAGCUGCUGCUGAAAUGAGGCACAGUGCUCUGCCUGCUGCUCGGGGCCACGUGGGAUCCCCACAGAGAGCCGCAGUCCUCAGCUUUGUGCACAGAUGUGAGCGCAGUCACUGGUGUCCCCUCCCUGGGCAGAACACGCCGCUGAUGUCUGGUUGUGGCUGCGCUAAUGCUGUGCGUUAGUCCUGAAAGAGAAAGGGGAAAGAGAGAGAAGGGUUUGUGUCUUCUCCUGACUAUGCAAAACCGAAUGAAACAGGAGACAGAGGCUACAAAUCCACCCUGUCCCAGUGCAGCCCAAAGAUAAAAGCGUUGAAAUGCUCUGUAAUUAGAGCCAGCCUCAAAGAAGACUUUCUAUGACGGCAGUAGGUCAGAUGCUCAGCUCUUACACCCUAUGGCACAGAAUGAAAGAAUGCAAUUUUUCAGCGGUGCUGGGGUUCUCAUUUGGCUCAGCAGCAGCUCAGAGGUAUUUUUCCUUUUGUAAGAAAUAGGAACUGAUUGUGAGAUUCCGACUGCUUGGGUGGCACAGAAAUUAUAUAUAUAUUUAAAUGAUGGUCUUUUCUGGUUCCUAUACCUUUCAACAUAAGCACUGCCUUUUACAAAGAAACAAGGCAAAGUGAAAGCAUCAGUUAUAUGCAGCAUAGGCUCAAGCAGUUAAUUAGUACGUGUUACUCUGAAAGUUACAUCAGUUUGUAAGGUUGCUAAAUGGCCCCCCAGGCCCUGCUGGGCUUAGCCAGGAGCACUCGAGCUCCUACCAGACUGCAGAGGCGAGUGCUCCCUGCGCAGGUCAGCGCUCAGCUUUGAGCGUCCUGCUGAUUAAACUUGCUUUCGUGGAGACGGAGGCUCUGGGUUAUAUGGAGAGUAGAAAAGUCACAGGGCUUAGCUUAAGGGCUGAUUUCUAAUCUGGGAUGACAGCAUUCAUAGCCUGUGCUAUAACCACCUAUUCAAGCUUAUUUUUGACAUUCUGCUUUUUCAGUGUUCAAACUGAAAACUCAGUUACCAGCGAUCCCCAAACGCUUCCUGAAAUCAAGAGCUGAACUCCUGAAUGAGCAGCACGUGGCUGUCACCUCCUGCACCUCGCUGCUCAGAGCUCUGCAGCCUGAUCUCCUGAAGCCCUGGGCAGCCACCCCACCUCUCUGCACCUCUUCUAGGUGACACUGGGGGCUGUGGCACUGAGGGAUGUGGUCAGCGGGCAUGGAGCAGGUAGGGUGUGGAUUGGGGAGCUUACAGGAGCACAACACUGCUGGGCAUCACUGGUGUUGUUUGCAGCUUUAAAAACAUGGUUUCAAGACUUGAAUUCAGGGAUGAGGCAGAAAGAAAUAUGGCAGAACACAGACAGAGCCACUGGGUUGAUGUUUGGGGAAUGUCACAGUGCAUGAGGGAGUUAGGGUAGGGGUUAGACUUAUUAGGCUUUGCGUUUGGGUUAGAGUGAGCUCGGCCUUGCGUUUGAGUUAGGGUUGGGUUCAUAACUUGCUCUGUUGGUAGUAAUGUGAUGCCAGACACGAGCUGCCAGCUUUUAGCUGUGUGUGUGAUAUUAAAGUCUGCGUGUAACGAGAGCCCUGAGGACAGCCCCAAACUGUGCUCUGCUCCUGCCCAACUGUGGGUACAGGGAACACACUGCUGGUCCUGGGAUGUAGAGCGGGGGAGCCCAGAGCUGCAGGGCACGCACAAUUUGGCAGGCUGGCUUGUGCAAUCAGGGCAGUGCUCUUAAAGCAAAGUUUUCUGUAAUUUCAAGAUUAAAUUUCUGAUCUGUGUGCUUGUUACUUUGAAUGGAAGAAGCUUACUGUAAAUUGAAGCAGUUUACUGUUUACUGUAUUGCAAAGCAAUACGUGGGCAGGGCUGUUGAUUAGUGCCCAGCUCCCAGCAACAGGUGGGACAGCAGAGCUUCUGGCACCACCUCAAGCAUUCACUGCUGAAAACAUUUAGGUCAGCACUGGCAAUGUAGGAUUUUGUUCUUCUGCUUUCACAAACAAAUGAAAAAAAAAAAAAAGAAACAAGAAGAGAUGGAAUGGAUCCAUGCAAAUUCAAAAGCAGCAGAAACGGAACUGGGCAUUCACAGUUUCAAGUACUGGUAAGCUCUCUAUCAUAGAGGGAAUGAAAGGCAAUUUUUAAGCAGCUAUUGUGUGUUCUGCUUUGAACUGAUUGUUGUUAGUGUCUCAUUAAAAGCAGCUGAGCUGCGUUAUUCAAUUUUCCAUACUGGCCUGGAAGCCCACAGAGUGGCUGACUGCUCCGAUGGGGGGCUGUUAAACUCCUGUGGCAGAAAGAAGGAACAGAAUAAAUAAUAGGCAACUGAUUUUUUCUGCCUUGGCCAGGUGAGCCAAUGCUGAAGUGCACAUAACCCCAGGGUAUUGCAUAGGAAUUGCUUUUCUGAUGCAGGGAGGUGCUGGAGUGGUGCACUGCGAUUUUGUAGCUCAGUGUCACUGGAUCUUUUGUCCACCUUAACUUCUAGACUUUCUUUCCAUCUGUCUUUUUUUCCCUCCUUUGUAUCCAACUUCGUCUUUUUUUCCUUCUCCUUCAGUUUCCUAACGUUCCAUCUUCUCCAUGCAUAAUAUUUUUUCCCUUCUCGUUUUUCCCUUCUGGGUUUUUCUCUUUUGUGGUACAGGAGCACAGACUUCAAGAUCAGUAUCUCCCUUCACCAUCUGCACCUUUCCAUUUGCCUGUGUUUUCAGCAUCAACUGAAAUUCCCUUUGUAUGGCUCCAGCUCGUGUGAUUGAGGAGUUGCUGUAUGAUCAGGUAAGCUUGCAGACACAGCUGGUUUUAUAACAUCCUCCAUAGUGCCCACAGAAGCAGAGCCCAGCAGCAGCUCCCACCAGGAGUUUGGGCCGUACAACCCGAGCAGUGUGGGUUUGUCCUGUUAAAAGAUGUUGUAAUACGUAUGGAUAACUUGAAGCAAAGAAUACCUUCCAUAGCAACUGCAGUGUUUGUAGCAGCAAUAGCAUACGGGAAUGCCUCAGCGCUGCACUUCACUGAUUGUCUGUACGGACGUGCUGCAAGGAGCUGAAGUAAUGAAGCACUGCCUGGAAAAAAUAUAUGCAAAGCCAAAUUUUUACAACUAGCGUAAGCAACUUCUAAAUGAAAACCUCUGAGAAUCAAAAGGAAAGAGCUUGUCAGGCACUGCUAGCCCAAGCAGCAUGCGCUAAGCCACGUCUUGUCGGGUUGUAUGGCAGCCCUGCGCCCUGCGGGUGUGCAGCAUCCCCACAGCAGCAGCUCAGCACUCACCCCGCUCAGAACACUGACAAAAACUCUGCAUGGGGACAGCCAGGCACUGCUGGGCGACCAGGGAUGUUUAGUCCAGAAGGAGAAGCAAGGGGGUUUCUCUGUGCUAUGUCCCAGGUCUCGUUCCCUGAGCUCCAGCACUCCUGCCUGCUGCACAGAGCAGCGAGACCAACGGAAACCCCAGAGAUCUUCUUAAAAGUUAAUCUUGUUGUGGGAUUAAAUACUACAGAGCAGCAUGUAAAAACGUAAGAAACAAGUUUUCAAGAACAAGCUUUCUUUAUUUUGACGCCCUUCAUUUUUUUCCCAUUAAUAAAGUUUGGCAUGAUUUUAAAUCCAGGUCACAAGAGACCUUGAGCGGUCACCAAAGGCAGUGGUGGGAUGCUGAAACCAGAGAGGAGGUGACUGGCAGUGGUAGGAGACAGACAGGAUGCUGGGGAGGAAGCACCUUUUGAGAGCAUUUUCUCAGCAGUAAGAGAUUUGCAAAGGGUGGGGAUUGUGGUAGAGUUAUCUGGAAAACAUCUCUAAUUCCUAUAAUAUAAAGCCCUGUGGAUUUUUAGUUUUGUAUAACACGUAGAAACUAAUACAAAUGUAAAGCGUGUUUUAAUGGACGUCUUUUAGCAUAAGUAAUACUCAAGAAAUAUAACAAAACACAAAGUAUUGAGUUACUUCCCAGAGUCCCAUUGUUUUUAUUCCACGUACAAAGAAACGAAUGAGCCCUGAAGCAAUUUGAGAGGUAAAGGUCAAAUAUUGGGUACGUAUUCAGCGUUUUCAAACUAAGAAACUGUGGAGCUCUGCAGUCCCUUGUACACAAAGAGCUUGUCAGCACGAGUUGCUGAGAGUGCUGGGAGAUCGGUGCUGGCAGCCCGGAGGAGACGAGCAGGAAGGGUUUGAGCCGAAAAGCACAAAGAAGAACAGAGUUAAUCGUGGUCUGUAAAACCAACGUUUCUUGUAUUUGCUCCUUUGGCAUCGCAGUGCCACUCCAGAACAGGGGCCAACUGUUAACAGAGGCAAAGCCAACUUCAUCCUUUGCAGGCUGACGAAUGGUCAUGUAAGUUACCAAAUAACCCAAGACCUCAGGAUUAAACUUCUCCAAUUGUUUUCACAUGAUGCAACUUUAAAUCUCUCUUUUGAACAGUAUUAAAUUUCCUUUCAUUCCCAUAAACUUCAGAAAAAGUUGACUGCUCUCACAUUUCAGACUGUGACCCAGCUAACUUGCACUUUUCCCCUCUGCUAGUCUGGAGAACUGAAUAAUGAAAUUCAGACAACGGUGACCAAAUGUUGCUCCAUGGAACUUUCCUUUUACAAAACAGAUGAAUGCUCCUGGGCUCCAAAACACUGCAGGGAACAAAACUUUCAAACCUUUAUGGAAAUAAAAUAGUAAGCCUAUGCAGUGACUUCAUCUCCUUUAUCAGAUCAGAGACGUUUUCGCUGGAAUCGAAACGGAUUAGAAAAAACCCUCUAAGUAGAGGAAAAGAAUUAAAAUAUCCCACUGAAGCCAUUACUGAAACACUGCUUUAUUUCAGAAAACACACCCACGUGAGUGAACGCUGAGUUUCACAGAGGAGAAGAACUGCCACAUCAUCAUCGUUCAGAUGGAAGGGUGCUGCGGUCAGUCAGGAAAAUAAAUAUUUCAGUGUUUGUGAUCAAAGGAAAAGAUAAGGCCGUGUGCUGUGCGUUCUGAUCCUGACACAGGGCUGUAGAAAAUGACCACGGAUAUGUGGCCAUGUGAGGGCUGGGAUUUCUCUCUGGAGGUGCUCUCAGAUCUCCUGGAAACCCGAGCAAGUUUGUCCAUCCAGCACCUCGCCAGAUGAGGCCCUUUAUUUACACAGUGAGAAAUGCCCACUGCGCUGCGGAUUUGUUGCUGUGUGAGUGGGACUGCAGUCAUUUAAGCCCGUUGCAAAUGAAGCCACUAGAGUCAAAAUAAAAGGAGCCAAAAUAUAUAAAUCCAGCAGGCAAAGUUUAUGGGGGAACUAAACCAAACAUUCAACAUGGAGAUUUAGUGCGGCCAAACCGUUGUAACUAACCAGGGUACCUGACAUCAUCUCGUGUCCUACGGGCACGGUCCCCAUUUUAGUGGCCUGUUCCGCUCAGGCUGAUAUCAAUAAAAGUUUUACAUGCAAAAUGAGUGGAAAAUACGAGAUGUUAGAUAGUACAGUACAAGUCUAUAAAGCUGAUACCCCUGUCACGCUCCUGGCAACCCCAGCCAACUUCCAUGCAAAUUCCACCAAUGGAUCUUUACUGAUUUUGUCUUAAUUGAAAGCCUUAAAGGUGAAUUGAAACGUUGUUGGAAUAAAAACCUGUUUAAGAUGCCAAAUCCCUAACAAAAUCCCAGUGCAGGCUUACAAGUAAAUAAAUUGUAAAGGCAAAUGUGCAGGCCUACUUAUUAACCUGUCAAACCACGAAUUCUGGAAUCUGUUCUUCUCUUGCAAAAUUUGUGACAUUCUUCUCCCCCUAAUGACUGGAGUAUUUUACUGCUUUGCAGGCCUGGCAACAAAGAUGACAUUGUUUAGGAAGGUGGUGAAAUCUGCCUUGCUCAUGGUGAUGACUGGGGGACCACUUCCCCAUUAAUUUAUGUGGAGAAUUGGGAGGCGCAGUCCGGAUGCCGUGGCCCUUUCCUGGCAGUGCUGCUCACUACACGUGGGGCUGCGUGAGGUUGUCUGAUGUGGUGUGAAGUCGUGGUUGGAGGCAGCUGAGUGUGAGGGUGGUUCCGUUUUCCAAACUAUUGCUUUAAUGGCCUCCUUCCUGAAUUCAGUUGUUGAGGACGAGGUGAAGUGAUUCCUCUUGCAAAAAGCAAACAAGCUGUAAGAGAAAUCGUGGGCCAUUUGACAGGGCCUUCACCUGACGUAUUUUGCACAAGUGUAACGUGGUCGUACCCAAACUAAACUCGAUCCAUUACCUUCUUUUGGAGACUCACUUCUCGGGGUAAUGAGGAAAUCAGAGCUGAAACAAUUGCAGUGCUUUCCUACUGAAAGAUCCCUACAAAGCUCAGCAACUGCAGUGUAAAUCACCAGCUGUGGGACUUGGAAGCAUCACUGCUGCAUGCUGCUCCUGUUGCCUGUCCUGCUCUGCACCUUGUCUGGUUGUUGAAUUAAUGCUUUGGAAGGGACACUGAAUCUGAUGAAAUGCGGGGUGUCAGCAUGCAGUCAUGAAAAUAAUAACAGCAUAAAUAAUGCAUAAUAAGCA